UAUGUUACAGUUUAGUUAAGAGCUCACUGUUACAUAGAAGAGUCUAUAACGCUGGUAACUCAUCACAAUGUGCAUCUACAUUAUUUACUCACCGGUAAGACUGGCACGUCGAACAUUACUAAGCACCAGUCUCGCACUUGCAAUAUGUGCUAUAGGUGUGACAGUGUAUGGCGCCUACAUUAUGAAACAUAUGGGUCAAAUAGAGGAACAUAGAGACAUUACCAUUAUGAGUAAGAAUUUACAGAAGUCACCUUAUCAUUUACAAAAUUUUCCUUUGGGUGUUAUGGCUGUGGGACACGCACUGUUCUUGUUUUUCUUGUGUGGACCGUUCGUACUGAGGAGCGACAAGUCGAACGCAUUUUAUCUGUAUGGUUUUGCCUUGCUCGGUAUGGGAAUCACAUGUUGUUUAACCCCUAACAUCAUAAGAAACAUCGCGGAGAACUUUCUAGAUGAACUGGACACGCCAGAGUUGGAGCCAACUUUGAAUCAGGAACAAUUCUUAGAAGUCAUACAGUUCUACGCGCAAUGUUGCGGGGUUACUCGCAGAGACUUUAAUUCAACUUUCCACCCAUCCGAGCUGCCGAUGACUUGCUGCCCGAGCUGGGAGUGGGUGCGGCUCAAAAGCGAAAACCACAAGGAUUGUCCUUGGUCGGAUGCAUACGAAGCCGGGUGCAGAGAUGCAAUAAUAGAAACUGAUUUCUCCCAACGAAUAUUUGUUCCUAUUGGCUUAGUACAGGUAUAUGCGGGAAUGGCGGCGAUAUACUUGGCGCUUGAUUUGUAGCCGCGCGUCGCCCCACCACCUCCCUGGAAACUGCGCUGCGCAUUUAUAAUACAGAGUAAAAAACUGCGCAGAAUUAAGUAAAUAGAAGAUAAUUAUAUCAAAUACUAGCGUACGCUCGCGAUUUGUCCACCUUUAGACCUCCUUAAACCGGCCCUGUCGCAAAUCCGUGCUUAGCGGAUGUCUAAGCUAAUGUUAAAUAAAUCAUCACGAAAUAUCGAAAACCGCUUGAGGUACAAAGAUGAAAAUUGGCAGGGAGGUAGUUAGUAGACGUCCGCUAGAAAGUCAU
Messenger RNA from Bicyclus anynana (squinting bush brown), 1067 nucleotides. RefSeq lists its product as uncharacterized. Bases 68 to 781 code for a protein of 237 amino acids. NCBI's taxonomy places the organism in Eukaryota, Metazoa, Arthropoda, Insecta, Lepidoptera, Nymphalidae. The record is from RefSeq and is a predicted model, not a curated record. The transcript is spliced from 5 exons. Gene Ontology annotation, cellular component: membrane.